UCAGUCGCAAGAUUGAUGCAAGAUCCGCAUCCGGUCGGGAUAAGACGACGACGGAGCUCGAGCUGCCUUCGAGGCCUUGAGCUUUCACGAGUUGGCAUUCGCUUCACGGCGGCUCGUGGGCGCUCCUCAUUUCGAGGAGAGCAUGUGAUUUAUUCACGUUUGGGACGCUGGAAAGCAUUUCGAGUACUGUCGUCAUUCGGUUUAUUUUCGAUGCCCGCUCAAAUGUCGACAGCAAGCAUCGGAAGCAGCACUUCUGGUGAUGGUGACCCAAGUGUGCAUGGCAAUUUAUACUAUAAGAGGGAUGUGUGGGACCACAUGACUCUACUGCGCAAUUUACCCGAAAUCAUCCAAAACCCCCACUUAUGGAGAGUCAUAGAAAGGCCGAAAAAGACUCAUGGUUGCUUCGAUUUUAUGGACUUCGAGCCAGACUUUUGCCUUUCAUUUCUUCCCACGGAAGUGACAAACAUGAUGCUGAUCUACGACAUUGACGAAAGCAUGUGGCCGGUGAAGUAUUUCCCUCAUGAGUAUCGCCUGGGUGGAGGUUGGAGGAAAUUCUUCUUCAAUUAUGGGUUUCCAGUUGGACAACUUCUCGUUUUUGAACUGGUCGAAUACGCAACAUUCAGGGUAAGACCAUAUGGAGUCGUGGGAUCAAGAAUCACGCUAACAGAAGAGGAGAGGCGAAUGAUACCUAGGCGUGCAAGACCAGGUCCCGUUAUGUUGGAAUUUGUGCGGUCUGAACAACGUCCUACAUCAACGCUGGACUCUUCAACUUAAGAACCAGCCUUCAGCUGGCUGCGGCUCAACGAGCUGACGGUCGGAAUCGUACCAAGGGCCCAGAUCAAACGCCAUGUAUCAUCACAGCUUCAUUACGAUGUCAUUCUGAGUCUUGUUGAAAAGUUUUGCCAUUCAGCUAGGACAUCCCUCCUUCGCUUCCUUAUUUUGCAUUGCAUUGUAUCAUGCUGCGCGUCCCCAGCUUCCUUUUAUACUUUCUAAUAAAGUCAUGUGUUCC
Molecule: messenger RNA, 1009 nt
Organism: Marchantia polymorpha subsp. ruderalis
Lineage: Eukaryota; Viridiplantae; Streptophyta; Marchantiopsida; Marchantiales; Marchantiaceae
Source: the annotation of a GenBank genome assembly